AAUAACACAAUUACCUGCGUUGAGUUCACCGCGUCUAAAGUAGCCAUUUCCCCUCAGCAUCAAACGAACAGGAUUUCAUCUGCUUUAUCAGAACCAUUUAUAUAUUACAAGCAUCCACAAUACAAACCAAAGCAAUAAAAAGAGACACAGCUCAUUGAGAGACUAUGGGGAUCUCUUUAAUGUUUUUACUGGCAGUUACUUUCUUCUGUGCUGUUCAAACAGGUGUCUUGACUUGUGAUCCAUCGCAGUAUCAGUGUGGCAAUGGAAAGUGCAUCACAUCGAGAUGGGUAUGUGAUGAAACUGAUGACUGUGGAGACGGCACUGAUGAACUUCCUGCUGCCUGCUUGAUGAAGACCUGCAGACCCAGUGAAUUCAGUUGUGGUGGGCGACUAAACCAGUGUGUGCCUAAGACCUGGAAGUGUGACGGCAGAGCAGACUGUGAGAAUGGUGCGGAUGAGGAAGGCUGUGCUCCUCGACGGUGUCUGGAUGGCGAAUUCCGGUGCAACAAUGGCCAGUGUGUGUCGACUGCAUUUGUGUGUGAUGGCGAAACAGACUGUGAAGACAGCAGUGAUGAAGUCUCCUGCCCGCCCACCACGUGUGGCUCCGGCUCCUUCAGGUGCAACAAUGCACAGUGUGUGCCUCAACUGUGGGUCUGCGAUGGAGAUGUCGACUGUGCUGACGGCUCUGAUGAAUUGCCUCAGAAAUGCACCCCAGGGACACCUAAACCUACCAAAAAUCCAUGCUCCUCUAUGGAAUUCCAUUGUGGCAGUGGGGAAUGCAUACAUAGUAGUUGGAAAUGCGAUGGGGGAGAAGACUGCUUGGAUCGCUCAGAUGAGAAAAACUGCUCUUUGCCCACAUGCCGACCGGAUGAGUUCCAAUGUGGUGACGGAUCUUGCAUCCACGGCAGCCGGCAGUGCAACCACGUAUAUGACUGCAAAGAUAUGAGUGAUGAGCUGGGCUGUGUUAAUGCAACCCAUUGUGAUCCACCACACAAGUUUAAAUGCCGCAGUGGUGAAUGCAUCGGCAUGGAAAAAGUUUGCAACAAGCAGCGGGAUUGUAGAGAUUGGUCCGAUGAGCCAUUAAGAGAAUGUGAUUCUAACGAGUGCCUUUACAACAACGGUGGUUGCUCUCAUAUCUGUAAUGACCUGAAGAUUGGUUAUGAGUGUCUGUGUCCCACUGGCUUCCAACUGGUGAACAAGAGAGACUGCACAGACAUCGAUGAGUGCGCCAACCCAGACACCUGCAGCCAAAUCUGUGUCAACCAGAUAGGUAGUUACAAGUGUGAGUGCGAAGAUGGCUACCAGGUGGACCCAGCCAGCAAGGCCUGCAAAGCUAUUGGAACCAUCGCCUACUUAUUUUUCACUAAUCGCCAUGAGGUAAGGAAGAUGACUCUGGAUCGUAGCGAGUAUGCACGUGUCAUUCCCCGCCUGAAGAACGUUGUGGCGCUGGAUAUGAAUGUUGCUUCCAGGGAGAUCUACUGGUCGGAUUUAUCCCUCAAAAAGAUAUACAGCGCACCAAUGGACACUGCAGAUGACUCCUCUCAACACAACGUUGUGAUUGGCAGUGGCUUAGAUGCACCUGAAGGUAUCGCUGUGGACUGGAUCCACGGAAACAUCUACUGGACGGACAGUAUCAAAGGUGCCAUAUCUGUGGCAACAGCGGAUGGAAGCAGACGCAAGACUCUCUUCAAAGAGAACCUGGCCAAGCCUCGUGCUAUAGUGGUCGACCCUAUUAAGAACUUCAUGUUCUGGACUGACUGGGGCACACCAGCCAAGAUCGAGAGAGGUGGUCUUAAUGGAGGGGACCGCAGUGCCCUGGUUACAGAUAACAUUGAAUGGCCCAACGGAAUAACCCUUGACCUUUUGAACCAGCGUCUGUACUGGGUUGACUCCAAACUACAUACUCUCUCCAGCAUCAGCGUACAGGGAGGUGGUCGGCGAACUCUAAUCAUUGACCAAGGCAAACUUGCCCACCCUCUGGGUCUCACUGUUUUUGAGGAGAAAGUGUUUUGGACGGAUGUGAGCAAUAACGCAAUUCUAAGUGCAAAUCGUGUGACUGGAGGAGACAUCACAAAAGUGGCCGAACACCUCUCAUCCCCAGAGGACAUUGUCCUGUACCACAACCUCAAACAGCCCAAAGGAACCAACUGGUGUGGGGCCAACAACGGUCACUGUGAGUUCCUGUGCCUUGCUGCCCCUCAAAUCAAUAAAUCCUCACCCAAGUACACAUGUGCCUGCCCAGACAAUAUGAUGUUGGCCAAAGACAUGCGAAAAUGUAUUCCAGCUGUAGUCACACCAGCAACUCCUGUCAGACCCAAAAUAGUUACAACUAGUCAACCUCAAGUACCUUCAAAGGUGACACCAAAAUCUGUUGGCCCUUCCACAACCAAUGCACAACCUUCACCUACUCCUGCUCCUGUGACCCCUAACCGACCCACUCAAGCUGCCCCUUUCAAGCCUUCCCAAACCACGACUAAACUUCCUUUAUCCACCCAGACAGAUGACCACUACAGUAAUGUUAAAGCUGUCUCCAAACCAUCAUCUUCCACACCGUGGGCCUUGUACAUUGUGGUUCCUCUUGCAAUCCUGUGUUUGGUUGUGGGUGGCGCUGUGCUGUUCUGGAGAAAGUGGCGUCAGAAAAAUACCAACAGCAUCCACUUUGACAACCCGGUUUAUCAAAAAACCACUGAGGACCAGGUGCACUUAUGCAGAAACCGUAGUUCUGAUGGCUAUUUUUACCCGCAGAGACAGAUUGUGAAUCUUGAUGAUGAAAUAUGAUGAUGACAUUGAGGCCCAUGCUGAAACUGACAACAUUUCAAGACUAGAGCCAUAUUUAAUGUCUUACCUACUUGGAGUCAGUUCUUCAUUUGGGGAACAAUGGAGAUACAAACCGCCUUUCCACACGAGGCUUUCACUGCAAAAACAAUCCAGGGCUGAUGGUUCAGGACAGACUUAUCUAAGAAAAAAUGAAAACAAAGAAACCUCAGACAACAUCAACCUCAGCUGAGCACUUCGCUAUAUAUAAGUAAAAAUAUAAAAAAUAUAUGUAGAGAUAUAAAUAUAGAUUUUAACAGCACUUACAAAUCAAGGUUUUAUUCUCAUGAGACGUUCAUGAUAAGUUAUUGUAAAUAUGGUAUGUAUUACUAUAUUUUGUAGAGUUUUUUGUUUGUUUUUGCAGGGAUCAAAAAACAUUGCAUACCGUUAACUUUUUCCAAAACUUUUGUAUAAUUUGGUUCAUAUUAUAUGUUAAUUAAUUAAUUAACGAUAUGGUACAUUUGAAUAUUUUUAUGCAAAAGUAGACCACUUACUGUCAUAAGCUGUGCAAAGUUUGUUUUCCUAAUGUUUUAUGCCAUUUGUUUACACCAUUUGCAGUCAUCAUGUUAUUUUUGUGCCAAAAUGGUCAAUGUUACAUAUGAAACUGCUAGAUCAUAAAAAAAAAAGACCUUCUCAUAUGCAGUACUGAUAUUGGGGUUACUUUUCUUAAUCACGAUUAUAGUUAAGUUCCUCUUUAUCUCAGCCAAUGAUUCCUUACUACAUUUAUUACAUUUACAUUCUCAAUGCGAAUGUGUAAAUAAUGUAUUUGUGUAAAUAUGUUUCAUAUAUUUUGCAUUUGUAUUUUUAAGUAUACAGUAUUGUAUAUAAAGAAGUGUUUUAUUUAUUUUGAAUCUAAAUCUUUGGUUGAUAAUUGGCUUUGCUGUGUACUACAUGUCAGUUGUUUAUUUGUAAAAUAUACAUUUAUAUAAUGCUUCUGUACAUUUUGAUUGAUUAUUCUAGUGAAUAAUAACUUGAAAUAAACAUUUUGAAGAUUUUA
Molecule: messenger RNA, 3810 nt
Organism: Megalobrama amblycephala (Wuchang bream)
Lineage: Eukaryota; Metazoa; Chordata; Actinopteri; Cypriniformes; Xenocyprididae
Gene: ldlra
Product: low density lipoprotein receptor a
Exons: 18
Coding region: 165-2777 (870 amino acids)
Molecular function (GO): calcium ion binding; protein binding
Source: RefSeq, a predicted model, not a curated record